This is a messenger RNA of Diabrotica virgifera virgifera (western corn rootworm), 24451 nucleotides long. RefSeq names its product protein couch potato. Lineage: Eukaryota; Metazoa; Arthropoda; Insecta; Coleoptera; Chrysomelidae. The record is from RefSeq and is a predicted model, not a curated record. The coding region runs from base 450 to 1388 and encodes 312 amino acids. Gene Ontology annotation, molecular function: mRNA binding. The transcript is spliced from 9 exons.
UCCUCUCAAAAUAUGUUAUUUCCGAUACAUUAUUAUUAUGUAGCCAGGAAAUUAAUAUUACACCUGCCGUUUCACCGUCAAUCACCUCGCAACCACCCCACCUUUGGGAGAACGGUUCCGCCGCGCCCACCUCGACCGUUUCCGCGAUGUCGACGGCGCACACCCCCGUAUUCUUUGAAAGACGGCGACGAUUGUGGCGACGGUCGCAGUAGGUUUUGAGCCAACCGAAUAGGCUUCAUCCGCCGCAAACAGUGACAGUUAGCGGAUUCUCUUCUAAAGCUAAGGCUAGUCGCGAUCCGUGCUUCUCUCACUAGACCACGAGUCUUGUGGUUAGACGGUCGCGUAUUCCGUAGAUUUGUACCAAACGAAGUUUUGUGACAAAAAUUACGUAAAAUCAGGUUUUGUGUUGUUAUUGUGGGGUGUUGUUAUUUUCAGGACCUUCGUUCACGAUGGAUUGUAUUGAGAUCUGCCCAGAAAAUGAAGUGAGGACGUUAUUUGUGAGUGGCCUACCAAUGGAUGCCAAGCCUCGGGAAUUGUAUUUGUUAUUUAGAGCGUAUGAGGGUUACGAAGGAUCGUUGCUGAAGGUCACGAGUAAAAAUGGUAAAACGGCGUCGCCAGUUGGCUUCGUGACUUUCAACACCAGGGCCGGAGCGGAAGCAGCCAAACAAGACUUGCAGCAGGGCGUAAGGUUUGACCCCGACAUGCCACAGACCAUCCGACUGGAGUUUGCUAAAAGUAAUACGAAGGUUAGCAAACCCAAACAGCAAGCUGCUAACGCCGCCAACACGCACCCAACUUUGAUGCACCCCCUCACCGGACACCUGGGAACGCCUUUCUUUCCUGGCGCGCCCGAAUUGUGGCACCACCCGUUGGCAUACAGCGCAGCCGCCGCGGCUGAACUGCCCGGUGCUGCCCUUCAACAUGCCACCCUGGUACACCCGGCGCUACAUCCCCAAGUGCCGCCCCCGAUGACAAUGCCGCAUCCAACUGCUCUAACAUCUGUACACGCGGCAUCGUUGCCUCAUUUCUUACCGAGUCCUGCCUUGGCUUCUCCUGUAGGUUCGUCAUCUUCGCAACCUGGCAUGGGAGUAAGCAACCCACCUUGUUCCACGCUCUUCGUGGCCAAUUUGGGACAAUUCGUAUCAGAGCAUGAGCUUAAAGAAAUAUUUGCAAGCUUCCCUGGCUUCUGCCGCCUGCGCAUGCACACCAAAGGUGGAUCCCCAGUCGCCUUCAUGGAAUAUCAGGACGUGAGAUGCGCUGCACACGUCAUGGCUGCCCUCCAGGGCUCCUUUCUUCUUUCCUCGGACCGCGGACCCAUCCGAAUCGAAUACGCCAAAAGCAAAAUGGCUGCAGAGGGAACAAAAGGAGAAGAAACUGGACAAUCUUAAUUCUUACAUGCCUCUAACUACUUGACAGCAUUAUAACAUGAUGGUGAUUACCGGACACUGCUGAGGAGUCCAGAUAAAAAUAAAAAAAAAACUAAAAAAAAAAAAUAAGAAGCGGCUGUUGUUGCAACACUCUUAUAGAGAAACUUUAAAUCUAUCUCUGUUAACUGUUGUAGUUUUAAUAUUUAGGAAAAAUAACAGGACAGUAACGGUUCACGGGUGUCCCCAAAAACUCAUCUCGCAAAACUAAAAAGGGUAGUAAAAUAAUUUUAGAAAAUUUACAUACACUGAUGAUGUACGUAUGGUCCAAGAUAUAAUCGUAACUUUGCUUUUAAAUAAAAUGUAAUACAAUUUACUUUUACAGAACACGACUUUCUAGGAGGAACUGUAACGAAAUAUCCGUUAUUUCUUAACUUGGUACAUAUUUCGUUAAUUUUUUUCUCAACUUUGUUGUUAGUGUCAAUAAUACGUACUACCUACAACAUAAUAAUCAAACAAGUGAAUUAAAUCAGAUUGUAGUCACAUUGUAAUCACUGUCAUUAUUAAUCGUUUUCAACAAUCAAAAAUACCAACCAGGUAUUUCUAAUUCUUUUAAAAACAAUUUUUACAAAAAUACAUGUUUAAAUUAUUGGGUGAUAUAUAAUGUUUUUCAUCUUUUGCGUUAUUUUGGGGGUUAUUAGCACGGUCAUUACUGUAGUUAUCGUCCUUACUAUGGUUUAUCUGUAAAGUUUUCCCUUAAUUUCGUUUUCCCCUUUUAAUUUUUUUCUUCUUUAGUACCUUUUCUUUAAUCUUUAGUAGCUUGCAAUAACUCCACUACACCGUUAUUGCCCAAUUAGAUAAUUUUUAUUCGUGCUUUUUAUUAUUCCAAAUUCUGUUUUCCCAUUGCAGACUUCUGCCUAAUACAUUUCUUCUGGUACUUCCUCCUCAGUUAUCGCAGCUGAGUAGGUACGUGACUAUAGAGUCUACAGAGAUUUUGGUAGGGCCUUGUAAAACUCAGUUUUAGAAACAUUGAGAAAUAGUUGCUUUUCAAUUCAGUGUUACAUUGCAACUCAAUAAGUUUGAGCUGCAAUUCUGGUUUUACCGAUUCACAGUCAACAUUAAACUGCAUACUGAAGAUGUGUAGGUCCUGUUCGAUAACUUUAAAGUCUUGGAUUCUUCGCUUAAAUGUCUUCAUCAUAACGAUGAAGACAUUUCACGCUUUCCUCAUAACUUUUGAAGCUGUCUUCCCUAACUGUAAUAUUUUUAGCUUUGGAAAAUGAGUAAAAUACCUUCUUUUUUGCCUAUUUGUUUAGAAAAUAGAUUUACUUGCAUUUAGAAAUUCCAAAUAUGAUGGAUCAAUUAAUUUCUUCCCUAAAGUUCAAUUUAUUGAUGUGACUGAGAUCUGUAAAAAAUGCAUAGUCCGAAAACCAUCAAAAAUCUUUUAACUGUUUACACUCAUCCAUUCCUUUUUCUUCCAGGGCAGAGAUUGUUUGAAAAUCCCAAACGCGAUCAAAAAUCCUAUCUGCAAUUACAUGUCUUACUUUAGUGUAGUAAAGUACAUCAGAAUAUUCAAACUGCAAUGCAUCAAGAAACUGGUGUAACUGUCUAUGAUUGAGAGCUUGUGAACGAAUAUUAUUGACAAGCUUAACAACAUUAAGCAUAUUAUGUUUCAGAUCUAGAGCAGAUUUACACACGGCGUCUUAAUGUAUGAUACAUUAUAGAAAUACUACUUCGAUCCCAGGAAAUGAUUCCUGAAACAUGUCUAGGAAACCAGAUUUUGCCCCUUUCAUAUUUGACGCUCCAUUAAUAGUAAUGUUACAAAAUAUUCCUUACAGGUAUUUUCAAAGAUCUGAUCAUGUGGUUUCAUUAAAUUCUUGAAAAAUAUCUGAUUCUUUUGUCGUUUCCUUCAUUGGACGCAUAUAAGGUAAUUAUUCAGUAACAAAAGUUUUCAUUAACACCUCUUAUAAGAGGUCUAAGAGGCAAGAGAGGGAAACAUUUAAAAUGCAUUUCUGUUGAAGUGUCUGAUGUCUUCUGAUUGAUAAUUAUGGCCGCUGGGUUUAAUUAAUUGAGUAUUAGAACCAAGGCAGUGGACUGUAGUAUGAAAAGUAAAUAUAUGAUAUAAAAUAAUGCACUUAGUAUGAAAACGUGAAGAAAUUAUGUGUGUUCGUACGUAAAUGUCAAGAAAUUAAUCUGGCUAUAUUCAUAAAUUGUAUUAAUAUUCAAGAGAUCAGCACAUACCUUUAAUGUUUAGCUGAAGAGCGUCCCUAGGGAAUGCUACGUAAUGUUGAAAUUGGCGUCGCUGUGGUCGUGGUCGUGACGAAAGCGUAUUCUAUCGUAAGAAUUGAGGUGAUGCAACGCGCUCGACUUGUGUCUUGGUACUACUAUGCCAAAUUCUUCCGCUCUUCCUAAGGAACCAGCGAAGCGUCGGGAUAAUAAAUUAUCAACGCAUAUGACACAUUGAAGGGCAUGUGUUUCAACGAUGCCUCCGUGUGUGGCGAGAGUGACCUUUGUCCGAAAUAUCUACCCAAGAUAUGAAACAACCAGUGGGUAUCUUCACAGGGAGGUAUUAAAUAAAAUAAAUAUCAAAUAAGAUUAUAGGAUUUUUAAGAGAUUAAUAGUAGUACAUAAUUAAGUAGUCCUAUGUUAUAUAUAAAAGUAAACUAAUAAUGUAAAAUAUUAAAAUACUUGGCAUACUUUCCCAAACAUCUGUGUUGCGUACUUUUUGAGGUUUGAAUACUGAUUGAAUAGCCCGAAGGGCCGCACUUGUCCUGCGGGCCGUACUUUGUCCAUGUUUGCUUCUUAUUCUGCUAUAGAGUCAAUAUUCGAAGCGUUCACUAUUUUUUAUUGGUUGUGCUUUUAUGCUCGUGGUUUUGCUUACCAGAUAGUAAUUCGUAAUAUGGUUAAUAUUCGAAAAGCUUUUAUCUCAGUUUUCUGUGAAAUUUCUUCACCUGUCUCCCUUUAGUUUAAAUUUUGGUUUGUAAAAAUGUGCUACUUGUUUGAAAAAUACGCAUUAACAUAAAUUUUAUAGGUUGCAUCACGAUAAUGUUCAACUUAAUUUUGCAGUACCAAUUAGAAAGUCCUGUCAUUUUUUGCCUACGUUUUAUUUAUUGGUAAAGAUACAACCUAGAUCUAUUUACCCUUAAGUCUAAAGUUUCUUUUGUAAAUUUCUAAAAAAGUUUGCGAUGUAUUUAAGGGGAUAAUUUUCUAUAACUGUCUGUCCGUGAACCUUUUUAACAUACGUGAUAAGUAUAGGUAAACUGCAUCAAGCUGAAGUUGAUCAGAUUGCUUCAAUACUUCAUUUUCUUAAUAUAUAAAAUGAAAUUUAAGCUAAACCAAAGGUGCCCUAAAAGUUAAGUUUUAUAUUUUAUUAGAUUUUUCCAAGGUGUAAGAAAAUGUCUAUUUCUCGGGUUUCAUUAUUCAGGACAAAGAUCUUCACUUCGAAGUACGAACAUUGGCUAGAAGUUCCAUGUUUUAUACGUCUGAGCUUAUGUGUUCAACAUGCAUGGAACUUUGUUUCUAAAAAAACAUGUAUUAUAAAAAUUUCUAACAAAUUAUCGAAGUGUUUUUGGUUUUGUGAUAGAAAGUACUGUAGUAGUUUCCUUACACCCUGGAAUGACGUUUUUGUCGAGCUUUUUUUACUAGUAGUACCUAUUGAUAAUCAUCUGAGAAUAGUAUUUAUACUUUUAAUAUAUUUCUGUUUUUAAAUGUAUAGCAAUAAACCAAUGACUAAAGUAUAUAAAAACAAGCCAGGAUGACACUCAUGUGGCAGGUGUCAAAAAAGCUUAAUAAAAAGCAGACAUAUCAUUAAUUUUAGCAUACUCUAAAAUAAGUAAUUGGAAAUUUUCGCGUAUAUUCGGAAUGAUAAGUUUUGCUCCGUUUAAAAACCUAAUUCUCUGGCGUUUAUUCGGUAGUGAAGAAAAAUUUGGACUUAAAUAAUCCUGAAUGCACGCCAAUGCAUAUCUAAGACAUUUAGAAAAAAUAUUUCUCAGUGGGUGUAAUAUUUUAAAUAAGUAUUUAAACUCUGGGAAAAAUAAAAAAAAAUUGACACUACUACAACUCCAAAAUUUGGUAAUCAAUUUUUAAAAAUUAGAACUGUUAUAAACUUAGUUGAAAAGAAAAUAACCAGGACUUGAAAAUUGCGGGUUCAGCUUUAAGAUUUUCAAAAACAAUAACAAACUUUAACAGGGUAGUCUGAUUGGAACUAAUUUUUUUAAUUGUGAAUAGAAUAGGAACAUUAUUAUCUUAUUUAUGGAUUGUCUGCCGUCUGUGGAAAACGUGUUCAUAAAUAAUUAUUAUUCAUGUUAGACUGUCGGGUAUUAUAUAGUAGGUGUCUGAGAUAUCGAAUAAAUAACAGGAUCGUUGGAUUACAUCUUUACUUGUCCUGAAGACAUUAAAAGAACAUUAAAAGCUUUACCCGAAACAGAAGCAGUGUAUCAAAAGAAUAAAGAAUGUUCUGUUAUGAGAAGUCCAAAAUGCAGCCUUACUACACCUGAUAAUUAGAAAGCAAAAUUUGAACGUUACACUGUUGUUUAGAGAAGUAAACUGUAGGUUAUAUAGACGCCUGCUGUGCUUAUUCCAGAGUGUUCUAUUUUUUCUAUCAAUGUUGUCACAUACAUAAAGAAUGAAAUACAUAAAGAAAUCCGAAAAAGAAUUAAAGUAGCAAAAUACCGAUGGCUACAAGAAUCCUGUUUAGAAAUUGAGAACUGGAGCAAAGACACAAUAGAUUCCAUUUGCAUAAAAAACUAAAAGAAUUAACAGGCAAAAGCAGAAUUUACAGGCAAAAUAUAUUACAAGACUCUGUUAGUAGAAUUUUAAGUGAUAUUAAAAAGCGCUUUACCGAGUGGGAAAUAUACAUAAUAGAAUUAUUUAAAGAUAUCAAAAAAAAUCUACCAAGAAAUAACAUCUACCCAGAUACAGGUUCAUCGAUUGUAAUCUCAGAAGUUCAAAUAACCAUCGUUCAAGUAAAACGAAGAAAGGCUUCUGGUCCUGCCGAAAUACCUACAGAAUUGUUACAAGUACUAGAUAAUGAGAGCGUUGCGGUUGUCACCUCCUUCUUUAACAAGAUAUGGAGCAGCGGCAAAUUACCAGACAAUUGGUUGAAAUCAAUAUUUGUUUUAGUUGAAACCAAAGGAAUAAUCAGACAGUGUAGUAACUAUCAACUUAUCAGUUUAAUGAGUCACACGCUCAGAAUUUUUAAAAAAAUUGCAUUGUCGCAUAUUUAUGUAUAAACUUUGUGAGGGGAUAACUGGUGAUAAGCAGUUUGGUUUCUGACUAAUAGUGAUGUUAUGCCUAACUGAACCAGGUUUUGAGACAGCGUUAAAAAAUCGUCGCGGAGGUGUUAAAAUCGAUGGUGAAAUUAUUAAUAGCAUGAGAUACGCAGAUGACACCGCCAUAAUGGCAGGGAGUCUACAAGACCUUCAAACCCUGUUGAACGCUGUAAACAACGAAUGGUCUGAAACGGGUACAACAAGCAACGUAAAUAAAACAAAAUUGAUGGUGAUGGGAAAAUUUAAUAUCGAAGACUCUGUACUAAAAUUAGAUAACAAAAUCUUGAAAAAGCUGAAACACUUUAGAUAUCAACCAGGAUAGAUAUAUAGAAAGUGACGAGGAAAUUUUGACCAGAAUAGAACUUGCACGAAAAAGCUUUAUCAACUAAUGUUGUAUAUUGUGCAGUAUAAGUCUAUCAUUGACGACACGUCUAAUGCUGGAUUUAUACUCAGCCAUUGCCACUGCUGCUGCCGUUGCCGGAAAUAUUGCCCGAAAUACGAUAUCGACGCGAGUGAGGUGUUCACAUCAGUUCCUCGCCAAUGUCCUCACAACUCAUUUACCGAACGACUCUCAAGAAUGGAAUGUGACGACAGCAUCGUCUUGCUCCCUUACUCACUAGCCGCUUUGCCGGCUGCAAGUGAGACAGAGAGAGAAUAGUUGAAUGUGAAUGCUUACUCGCGCUCGCGCUGCCAGUCCUUUGACUUCCAUCUCGAAAACCGACUUUUGAGGGAGCGCCGUGCAAUGGCAGUAGCAUGAGCAGCAGCAGCGCGAGUGAGCUAUUUACACAUUCACGCUGCCCACUUUCCUGCCCAAUUCCCUGUCCAACAGGACUGAGUGUAAAUGCGGUAUUAGAGUAUUGUCUGGUCCGCUUUAUUUUAUGGAUAUGAAACCUGAACAAAAAUAAAAGAUAUUAAUAAAUUAGGAGCGUUCGGUUUGUGGUGUUACCGUCGCAUGCUCAGAAUCCCAUGGAGAUCACACAUAUCUAGCUAACGUGUACUAGAGACCAUGCACAAAGAGCAAGAAUUGAUCAAAAUCAUCAAAAUUAAAAAGGUCCAGUACUUCGGUCAUAUAAUGAGAAGACCUAAACAUCGUUUACUUCGGUUGAUCAUUCAUGCAAAAUCAAAGGAAAACGCUGGCUCGGAAGAAAACAACUAUCCUGGCUGCGUUACACUAUAUGGUGGUUGGGGUUGAUUACCCCCGACGAGAAAGUUGAUAAAGUUGAACACUAUUUACUAGACAUGUAUUUAUUUGCCAACACUAAAUAUACCAGUAACGAGUUGGUGGGCAAAGCCUAUAUUCUAACUACUUGAUGUCUAAAUAAUGAAUGAUGAAUAAAGAAUGAUCUCUGCAAUACUUUAUCCGUCUCUAUAAAUAAACUCGUAAUUGUUUUGUUAUGAUUUUGACAACACGAUUGUGACCGUGAAAUACUCAUAAUAUCAAAAUCGCUGACUGAGGUGUUCUCGAACCGAUUGGCCUACAUUGUGAAAUAAAUAUCACCCAGUUAUUUUACUAUAAACAAUAAUGUUUGUAAUAUAAAUCCUGUACAACUAUGUCUACUCAUGUGAUUAAGAAUCCAGAACAUAAUUAGUCGGAGAUUAUUAAAAUUGCAAAUGAUAUGCGUUACUUUGACAUUGCCCUUUUUAUGUUCUUUUUAUGUUUCAAGGUUUUGUCUAUAGUGGCUCUGAAAAAUUGACUAUUCAUCAUUAAUAUGAACAUUUUGACUUUUGACAAAAAUCGUCACCAGUCUUGGGGUAAAAAACAUUUCAGUAGUUCGUUAUCGUUAACUAUUUUAUACAUUGAUUACGUUGAUUAUGAAAUGCCCAUCUUGUAUAGAUAUGCAUUGAAAAUUAGUUUUUUUACGAAAGCAAAACAAACCAACUUUCCUAAAAGUUAUCUGCCCUUUUCCAACAUUACCGGCAACGCUAUAAAAACUAUAUAUUAUAAUCCCUUAUUUUAAAAACUUAAUUUUUGAUAAUAUUAAAAUAGAUGAAGCUUUUGCUUACUUCUAGAUAUCUUUAUUAGUAAUACUGAGCAUUUGUUAUCUUGCAAUCUCAAAAAAAAUGAUAAUGCAUGAAGUUAUAUUUAAGGAAAAUAGAAGUUUUAUAGUUUUUUAGUAAUAGACUUAUUGAUGAUAUCUCAGUUUCAAGUUUGUGAGAGGUAAGAAAAGAGCAACUAUUGACUAAAUUAUGAAUGUAACUAAACCAAAUGCGUUGUUUUGUCUACACUUUCUUGCGAGUCAAAUUUUCAAUUUUUAAAUACUAAUAAUUUGACGUGUCCCCUAUUGUAUUACCAUCUUAUUUCUAAACUAAAUUAUCGCAAAGGUUUAAAGGAACUCUAGGAAGGAAUAAAAUAAACAUUUGGUUUUAGAGUAUGUAUGUCAAGUUGCUCUAAAAAUAUGUUCAUUUUUGUACCUUUUUGAAGAACGUAUGUACCUAUAUUAUUGUAAAAAGAAGAAACAAAAAUUAUUUAUAUAUUCAAUAUAGUCAUUUAUCUAUUGAGAAUAUACAGUGAAAUAUUUUAUUAUUCAUGGACAUACAAUUCGUAUGAUUAUGUUCAAACUUCAAGUUCGAAUACUUUUUAUUUGCUCUAAGUGCUUACUUUACAAGUUGUUAUAUUGUUCAAUUUUAGAAAAUGUUGUGAAAAUUAGUUUUUUAUGAUUCUGUAAUUCUGUGGGUGUACUUUCCCGUUUAAGUUAUAAAGUGGAAUAUAAGUUACAUUCUCUCAAUUUCUCUAUAGGUUAAGUUGAGAAAUUAGAUGCUGAAAUUACUUUUUAUUACAAGUACAUACAAAGAAUAACUAGUUAUCAGAAAACUAUGAAGAUGGCAUUGGAAACUAUUACAUUAAUGGACUAGAUACUAUGUCCAGAAUUUUUUUUAUUUUUUUUUAUUUAUUUACGCUGUAACCACAGGGGUUAUUAGCGAUCUAAAAAAUAUAACAAAAGUAAAGUUAAUAAAAAUUACAAUAGGUGAUACAGUCCAGAGUCUUUAAGAUAAUUUAUAAUCACCACCACAUCGUAGGAACCAAAAAACAAUUCAACAUAUUGAUCAUAGAAAUAAAAUACGAUGAUUAGACAGGAGAAAACCAGAUCCUACAGCUCUUAAACAAAUAUCUACAUAGUAAUCUAUAUGUACACUAUAACACUGUACACUUUAACGGGUAGGUAUACUAUACGCCAGACUCAGAAAAACUCAAGUUUGACCCAAAUAAAAAUAUAGGUAUUCAAAAUAAAUAAUAAAAUAAAAUUUGUGUUUUUGAUCAAUACUGAAUCAGGAGGAGAUCAGUAAUUCUGCUUGAGCUCCGUUCUUUAGCUGUAGCUUGGGUCACAGCGUUUUCAAUCAUUUUUGCGAUGUUCCAUCAUCUCAAGUACGCAUCGGUGGUAGUGGUGGGCCUCAGGUGGGAACGUAAGUUUGCUGAAAGAUGGCAAGCUGGCGGUGAACCCUGGCGGUGACGUCAUUACAAUACUCUAAUCUAGUUUUAACAACCAAUAUUUCCGUCAGUAGUAGAUCACGAGGUUUCUAUGAAUUAACAUAUAAUCAUAACAUCAACACUUAACAGAACAGAAAGUGUACAAUGCAUUAUUUUCUAGGAGUUUUGUGCGAUGUUAUAUGUUUUGACUUUUAUGAGCCUUAAAUAAUUUUUGUUAUUCUUUUUGCUCAGAACACGAUUGAUUUUAUAAAAGGGGCAAUUUUUCCGCGUCAAUUAAAACAAAAGAGAUUCUAAAUUGCAAAUCCAGUCCAACUUUCCAAUUGUGUCUUAAACCUGUCAAAUAUAGGUACAUAGCUCUCGGUUAACCAAAGCUUAAGUUAAGUAAUCCUUAAUAUAUUAAUAUAUUUAUUUAAGACAAGUUGUAUUUUAUAUUUACUAAUAGUUUUAAUGUAUUAUUUUUGUAUAAUUUUAUAAUUUUUUACAACCACUAACUGCUGAUACAUCAGUCGAAAAAUGUAAUGUUGAACAUUUUCUGCGGAACGAAUCAAAGCCAAGAACGCAAUAAUUAUUAUAAUUUUCUUAAAAUAACUAUCGACUCGGUUUACAUGCGUAUGUAAUAUGCAUUUGGGUUUAUUUACUUACAGAAAUCUUAUAAUGUACUACCAUAUUUCUAAUAGACUCAUUAAUAUUAAGUUUAACGGGGUUCUGUUGUUCGAGGUGUAGAAGUACAUAGACAAGGGAUCAUUCCAUUAAACAUGUAGGUCCCUUGUUUACAGCAUUUCACGCCUCGGACAAGAGCACCCUAAUGAGUCUCUUAGAAAGAUGGUAGUACUAUAUAAACUUCAUAAAGAUAUGUUUUUUUCCUGAAGAUCUUUGGAAAGCUGGUGAUCUAGGUUUGAUUCGUUCUGUAUUUUUCUCUUAAGUAGGUUAUAUUCUAUCGUAGUGUAGUGCUUUUUGUGUGAAGUUUAUGUGAUAUAUCUAUUAUUAUCAUUAUAGGUGUAUUUUUAGAUUGGGGACUAUGAUCCCUUACUAGGUAAUGUCCACGGUAAGCAAUCUGCGUUUACAAACAUAAAAGUAAAUACAUAAAUAGCGAGGAUAGGGCUUUGUUCUAAAGUUUAUGAAAAUAUUUUUAAAAGGUAACAUUUUUAAACUUAGGAACCAUUUUUUGUAGAGUGUCAGCCUACGUAUUAAAAGUCAAACAAAAAAUGUUGACUAGCCAUCUCGUGCUUAAAUUACUACAUCCAAUUUUGCAAAAUUAAAUUUUCCUGCCUGUUAUUUUACCAUUAUUUAUAAUUACGUAUUUUACAAAAAAAUUUGACCUCGUAAGUAAUUUUUACCAGACAGAUUAAGGUAAUGAUCAUUCCUAAAUAUAUAUAUUUAUUCAACAUUAACAUAUUAUUUAGCAUGAACACCAUAAUCGAAGAGAUUGUCGAUAUAGACAAUAGAUCUUAACUAUUACAAUUCAAGAAAUCAGUAUUUUUAUUGUCCAGAUUACCUAUUUAGUUCUAAUACAGCGCAUGAUUCCCAUCGAAUAAUUUCUUGCCUUAUGGUUUCGGACAACUUAAUUCUAGACCCACAAUUUGGGGUAACUGAGACACCAACAACAACGUGCGGUCACCGGUGACACAUUCUUAAAAACUCUUCAAAUUUACCUUGGAAAGAAAAAAAUUUAGUGUUAUGAUGCAAUACAAAAGAAUUGAUUCCAACGAAUCUAACAUUACAUAUAAAAUUGUUAAAGACCGGCUUCUAGGUUUUCCGGCAACUGUUUUUGGGUGAAAAACCUGGUCAAAUGUAUCGGCCCCACCGUUAGUCGAAUUGUAGAACAUUGUAAUUUCUGGCUUUUUUGUGUCCAAAUUUAUAACGUCUUGAAAAUUAUUAGAACUUGACACCACGCAUGUUUUUUCUGAUACGUGCGAAACGAAACUAAUGUCUUUUGAAACAGCCAAAUCUGACGAAUGAUGAGUUUAUUUUCAAGCAACUUCUGUGCUAAUUUGAAUGAAGAAAACCAAUUAUCAUCCAUCGUAAUGUUGCGAUUUGUUAUUACUAUUAUACAUUUGAUAACUUCAUGACAUAUCGCGUUGGAGAUGAACCACCCUGAAGGUUUCUAUUUGGAUCUUUUCUAGUACAGCAAAUAGCAGAACAUAUGUAAUAGGUCUUUGCGUUACAGAUUAAUAAUUUUGAGACCUACCAGGUUUUUUGCAUCUUGAGCUCUUCCUUUUGGACCAGGCCACUGACAACUAUUACGACCAGAAAAUCCGAGACGAUUUUCUGUAGGUUUCUCGGUAGGUUUUACGUUCAUAACGUCCUCAUUGUUUUCUGUCUCCUUCUGUACUUCUUGUAAUGUAUGUAGGAAUAUUCACCAAGUAUAGAGUCGAUGACUAAACAGCCAUCCUCGUCUUCAACGUUUUUCUUCAUCUAAAGAAUUUGGUGACGAAUAUCUUCAAUUGAUUCGUCUUUGUAUAGCUCGUCCCAAAAGACUUUUUCUGUAAAAAUGACCCUUUUAUCAUCAAUUUUCCUAUAAUAUUAAUAGAUGGGACAGACCAAUCAACACUCGAUCCGGUAAGGUACGGCUCAGCGAUUAAUCAAUACUCCUCGCUGCAAGAGGACGGUUAGGUCUUAAAUAUACACUUUAAGAGCCCGGUUGGCCUCCAGUCAAUACCUUUCGGCCAUUGGAAUCGCCAGAUCAAUACUCCAGCUGAACUCCCCUUGUGUUGCCCUUUUAUAUCGUUGUCGGUGAUCCAUCUCCACCGUAUGUCGAAUGGAAGUGGUAGAUAGUAAGAGUUUGCCAAGCCAUCGUUACAAAGAUAAAUGCAUUAUUUCAUGAAAAAUGAGACUUAGUUAUUGUGUUACCUUUACCAAUAUUAUCAUUUACUUUAGAUACAGCCCCUUGUCCAAAAUUAAACUUAUGAAUAGCUGGUAUCGUAAAAUAUAAAUUAGAAAAUAAAUUUUGUAAUGGACAGUAGAUAGCGUAUCGUGGUUAUAACUGCAGAUAAAAAACAUGUCGCUCUCCCAUAUCAUUUUUACUUCAAUAUCAUCUAAUAACACCAGUUGGCUCAAAAUAUCUUCGUUAUGGAUUUACUAUAAGAAACUAAUAGGAAUGAGGUUUUCGUCUCUAGGAACGAUUUCAAGCUUAUUGUACACACGAGGAUUUGGUCAAAGUUUGUGUUUCAAAAGUAACUACCGUUUUAAGGAAUAUUUUGAUCUCUGGUUUUACGCAGGGUGGUCGUACUAAAUUACUAUUUUAAUAGUCGAUAAUAAAAUAAUUCAAAACGUUUAUUUUUCCAAUAAUUAAAUAAUUAUACUAAAAAAAAUUGUAAGUUCUAUGGUUUAUAUGUUAAAAAUUAUUUCACAUGUAUCUUCUGAGAACACAACAUUUUUGUUAACAGUUUUGCCUAUUAGUGUUACGAAGAAAACACAAAUUUAACAACUAAAUAACUUUGAUAAAUACUAUAAAUAAUUUUUUAUACGAAUUUGUUUAAUAUCACGCAAAAUAACAAUCUGUAUGCUAGUUUUUUUGGCUUAACAAAUAUGUUUUUAUUGACGUGGUAUGGUCUCUAUCAUUAGAAUAUUUCUUCUUCUUCUUGGAUCAGGCGAUACACUAUUUCUUUGGGACUUGGCCGUACAAUCUUUGUACCAAAUUCUGUCUAUUAAUUAAAGUUCACCAAGAAGUCUUCUACUUUGAAUUAAAGCCAUUAAUUUUCUUACGGGAGGUGCAGGAUUUCUUCUGGCUCAAUACUUGGAUUUCCUGUAUGUGUUUGUAUUAUGUCACAAAGCAAUUUGUGGUCAGAGAAGUCUUCAUCAAUUAUUUUGCAUUUGUGUACCGUAGUGUAUUCAGUCGUUAUUGUAGCGAUAUUUAUUCAUUUGGCGGUAUCCAAUUAAUAUUUCUAUCAUUGUCGUCAAAACAUUUCUAUCAUUUCUAUCAUUGUAAAAAAUCAUUUGACUAUACAAAGGAUUAAUGUUGCUAAUAAUUUUCGAGUUUAUUCCUGUAGUGCUGUCAAGCUUCUGGGUCGUUUAAUUUGUAUGGAGAGCUUUCUUUUUUCUAGCUAGUUUGUUUCGUUGUGGCACUGAUAGAGACAGUUUAUUGUCUGGUAUUAGUGCAUUAAGGAGAUCCAUACAGUUUUUGGCCAUUACUCUACCAGGUUGUCAUUGCAAUCAAAUAGUAGGUCAAAAACUGGACACUUAUACUUCAAAGUGUUGUCUCAAACUAAAGUAGGUACUCCGUGAAUUUGAUUGUGUGUCCAAGGACACCUAAUCCAGUGUCCUACAUAGGUUUUGGCCCAUCAUUAUCAUCAUAGUCAUUAACAUCUUAGCAGAUGUGUUGUGUCAUUAACAUCGUAGCGGAGGUAUUGUGGUUCAUCAUUGAGCUUGAGCAGCUCGGAUAGUUUGAUUAAUGAUAUUUCUCCAUUGAUGGCUGAUAUCUGUUACAUGUACUACCUCAGAAUAAUGUUUCUUGAGUAGCUUUUUCGUAAUGUCUGCCCGUCGCUGUUGAGAUAUGUCGCAUUGGCGUUGACUCUGAGGCCUUCCUUGGACCAUCAAUCCUUCCAUUUUUUUUAUCGCUUCGAUGGAUAUGACCAAAGAACUUCUAAAAUUCUAAAGUAAACAUUAUUAUAAAACCGUUGCUUGGAUUUAAGUUAAUAUAGAACCGAGACAUUCGUACGUCGAAUAGAAUUCGAAGCAGUCAUCUUCAUGUCCACAUUUCAAAAGCGUGUAUGCGUCGUCUAUCUGAUACUUUGACUGUCCAUGUCUCGCAUGCAUAGUAAAAUAUGGAAACGAUCAGGAGUCUCUUCUCGUUUGCCAUAGUAAUGUAAAGAUCACGCCAUACCCCGUUUAGUUCAGUCAUUGCUGCUCUUGCUAGAUGUAUGUAUGUUCAGAUGUCGGGUUCACAACUGCAUGUGUUGUUAACUAGAGCUCCAGGAUAUAACAUAGAACAGACUACCUCGCACCUUUCAGUAGUUCGGGUUUUAGGAAAGUGUUUUUGACGAUCAAUAACCACUAUUUUGGUUUUGUUGUAGCGUGUUGUAGUUAACCAUAAUCAUAGAUGUUUUAGUUAACCAUAACCAUACAUGUUGUAGUUAACCAUAACUUAGCACUCUUUACGUCGAGAUUUUUUAAUACGUUAGUAAUUUCUUCUGCAGUAGAGGCUAGAAGUGUAGCGUCGUCUGCGAAACGCAAGUUAGAUAUGUUUGGCCUAUCAGUGAUCCAUGUUUUCAUUUCCGGUGGUAUAUGUAGGUAUGGUAGGAUAUUUCGUAUUAUUUAUUCAGUGAAGAUGAGUACUGGUGUCAUUAUACCUUAGUUCACCUGAGACACCUGAAUAUUUUUUCCUUGCGAUACUUUUCCGGGCUUCUCUCAUGUUUGUAUGUUAAAUGAAUAGCGUCCUUGAAGAUUGUAAUUCUUUAGUCAGUGCGUAAAAUUAGGUUGGAUAACUACUAAAGCUACGAACCUACUAUAAGGCUUUAUCUACAUACAUAUAAUCUCUUUUAUAUGGGCUUAUUUGAGGUUGGACCUCACCUAAAAUCUGGACAUCCUAGUAGAACUGUUCAACGCUAUCUAUACUACGGGAAUCAUCCCUAGAGAAAUGUUGACAUCAGCAUUUGUGUAUUUGCCAAAGAAAGUGAAUGCAAAAUAAUGCAGUGACUACCGAAUCAUAAGCUUAAUGUCACAUACCUUAAAAAUUCUGCUGAAAAUUAUCCACGCCAGGAUACACUGUAAACUGGAGCUGGAUAUUAGUGACACUCAAUAUGGGUUACGCAAUGGUAUGGGUACCAGAGAGGCAUUAUUCUCCUUCAACGUGCUGACAGAGAUGUUUGGAUGUUAAUCGUCUUCUUUACAUCUGUUUUAUAGACUGCAAUAAAGCGUUUGAUAAAGUAAAACAUGAUCGACUCAUAGAAAUUUUGAAAACUAAAAACCCUAGAUGAAAGAGAUUUAAGACUAAUAACACACCUCCAUUACAAUCAGUAAGCAAAGCAAUAGUAAGAAUUAAAAAAGAAACAUCCUGAAGAAAUGGAAAUAAGGAGAGGAGUCAGGCAAGGCUGCAUACAACACCUCUAUUAUUUAACGCUUAUUCUGAAGAGGUAAUGCGAGAAACUCUGGAAGAUGAAACAGUCGGCAUAAGAGUAAAUGGAGUCUUAGUUAACAACAUCAGAUAUGCAGAUGAUACAGUAAUAAUAGCCGAUAGUUUUCAAGACCUGCAAAUACUCUAGUAAAAUAGUAAGGUGUGGUAGGGAGUACGGAGUACUCAAUAUCAAAAAGACGAAGUUUAUGAAAAUUAGUAAAAACAACCAUAAUAAUAACCAAAUCUUGAUAGUAGAGGGCCAGCAGAUCGAAAGAGUAAAAAAGUACACUUACCUAGCAACACUUAUAACAGAAAAUAAUGACUACACUGCAGAAAUCAAAGUCAGAAUCGAAAAAGCACGUUCUAAUUUUAUGAAAAUGAAAAAGGUCCUACGUAGCAAAGAUUUAACAUUAGCUCUUAAAGUACGCCUAACAAAAUGUUAUGUAUACAGUGUAUUAUACUAUGGAGUGGAAUCAUGGACGUUAAAUGUAGAGACAAUGAGACGACUUAUCGCCUUUGAAAUGUGGACCUAUAGAAGAAUUAUGAGGGUUUCCUGGGUAGAUUAGUUACGAACAACGAAGUACUGAGAAGAAUAGGUAAAGAGAAGGAAGUUGAACUUACAAUUAAAGAAAGAAAACUACAGUAUCUCGGACAUGUGAUGCGGGGCGAGAAGUAUGGCAUGCUGCGACUCAUAAUGCAAGGAAAGAUAGAUGGCAGAAGAAGCAUCGGAAGAAGACGAAUUUCAUGGCUGAAGAAUCUAAGAGAAUGGUUUGGAUGCAGCACAAAACAACUAUUUAGAGCUACUGCAUCAAAAAUUUAAACAGCUAUGAUGAUUGCCAACCUCCGUAGCGGAGCUGGCACCUGAAGAAUUUGAGGUUGCCCCUUUUAAUUUCCUUUUCAAAAAUGGUACUACUUAUUCUUGUUUUUAAAAUUAUCUAAAAAUAACAACGAAACUUUUUUAUAGACGUCCAAAAACAAUAAAAUAAAACUUUUACUAAUUUGUGAAACCAUUUUUAACAUAUAAAUAGGUAAAAAUAAACGUUAUCAUUAAAACAUAUAAAAUUAUUAUCUUUAUAGUAAAGAGGUUAUCAUAUUUUUGAACCACCCUGUAGGUAAAAUGUUGAAAUGCGAGUAGCGAUUGUUCUGCGUUGAUUUUCCGUCCAAACAUGUCCAAAUAUGGCGCAUGUGCAGCUCAAAAAGAGCUAAAAAUGGGUAUGAUGGGUGCGGAUCGCGGGUGAUCAGGCCGAAAAACAUACUGUGUAUUAAUAUGUUUACCGGCCGCUUUCGGGGACUAUUAUAAAACAUAUCAGCUUAAUUAUUGAUAAAUUAUAAUACCUGUUAAUAUAUGCAAUCCGACCUUUAUUAAAUGUCGUCUUGUAACUGUGUUUUUUAUCUUCAGAGUUAAGUGUAAAUUAUAUGUUCUCGUCAAAUUUAUUGUGGAAAAUACUUUGUGACCUUGAUGUAAAACCUUAACAAAAAGUUCAGUUAUAUUUAUUUAAAAUAUUUAAAAUUAAAAGAAACAAAAAUUUAGGAAAAAACAAUAAAACAAUAUGGUUGCCUCACGUGGGUAGAUUUUGAUAUUAAAUAUUGACACCAAAUAUAGAUAUUAAAUGGUACUCUAUUAUGUAUUAAACGGCUCAAUGAAAUUAAUGUAUCACUCGGUAUAUUAAAAAGAUUUGGUUUGAUUUAUUGAUAUGUAAUUAUUUUCGCUUUAAUAAACAUUGUUAGGAUUAUUAAUGAACGAUAUAAAUAAGAUUCCGUUAAAUGUGAAAGUUAUUGCAAAGAAACUAAAAUGUUUAUUAUCCGGCUCGAGGGACCAAAUAUAUGAAUUCGAAUAUACAAAGUCCGAAGUUCUCUAUCGACGAUGUGAAAUAAUUCGAAGCCGUGGAGUAAAUGAUUUCGUAAAUGACAACGUCAUUUAAUUUCGAGCUAUACCAUAAAUAUAAUGAAAUAGUCGAAGCCAUGUAGUUACUGCAAUAAAAAUUAAACGCCUACAGUCGGGAGGACAUCGGGUCAAAGCAAAUGAUAGCUAUCCUGCAAAAUGUACUCUAUUUUCUAAACCCGGGUGUACUAUAUAUCGAGGUAAAUAAAGGUUGAAAUAGACGAAUAGUGUGCAUAUGGAUGCCAGGAAAACUGGUCGGACAAACUGACACAAAUCUGCAAAGAAUAAGACUAAAUAGAGAAAUAAGCUGACGAAUAUUGGGGCUCAAUUAAUGUCUGCUAUGUAGUAGACAUUGCUGUACAGCUGUCACACAAGAACAAAUGUGUGACAUCUAGGUACUAUCUGACAAUAAAAACGAAGAUUGUUUUAUAGAUAGAGAUGUACAUCAGAUUAAUCACGAUAUAUUGAGACAAUAACUGUAGAUAUUCUUGAAAUUAGUUGAAUAAACAAGUUUAAGUAAUUUUAUUUGCAGUUUAUAUAACACUAAUAUUAAAAGUGACAUUCGCCAUUUGAACCUAACCUCAUCCCGUGAGUGAUGACCCGUGAGUAAUGAACUAUUACUCACGGGUACAGUAAUGGGUGCUAUUGUCUAUUCAAAAAUAGUGAAUAAUGAGCAUGUUAUUAAACGGUCGUAGAAAAAUUAAUGUAUUGUCGUUUAAACCCGAUGCAUUAAACAACCCGAAGUUUUGUUGGAAGAGUAGUUUUUCUGUAAGAGGGGAUAAAGACCUCAUACAGACAUGUUUGUGUCAAACUCAUCGUUUGCGGACAUUCUUAAGCAAAAUGUACCAGCUGCAUUCAAUACCUGUCACCUACAGAGUGCAAAUUUAGAAUAAAAUAAAUUGACUAAUUAACACAUUUCAUAGUAAAUUUACCAAAAGGUUUAUGCUGUCUGAUUUUUUUAUUAUUGUGUCAAUUUCUUGAGCUAGUUUAAUAAUUAAUCUACAAACUAAUCAGAAAUGAUUAAAUAAUCUUCGUAAUAUCAUACAUAGGGCCGGUUGUUCGAACGCUAUUCAAAACUGAUCAUUAUCAAAUAUUUAAUUACAAUUAUAUUUGAUUAAGCGUACUUCUGACAUAUGUCGCAUUUUGAGGUUAUGCUGACUGAUUUAUUUUAUUAUUUUGGUUUUAAUUUAAAAUAAAACAUAAUUAAACUCUUUCUGAUGUUAAUUUCUUGUUUUUACUUACAAAUCAAUAAUAAUAAUAAGCAAUUUUUAAUAAUUUAAGAGCUGCGGCUAUAUUUUAAUUACUGUUUUACCUACAAUCAAUAACUGAUUAGUGUGUUACAUGUAUUUUUCAUGUCGCGAUUUGAUUUGAAUAAAUGAUUGAUUAUAAUCAACUUCUUGAUUAGCGUUCGAACAACCGGCCCUUAAUGUAACCAAAUUACAACAAUUUAGAAAUAACAUAAUAUGCUUUUUGAAUCAUUUAAGAUAUUCAUAAGAAUAAUUUAGUACAGUUGUCUAAAAAAUUACUUGUUGCUUCUCUAGUAACGAAAAAAGUUGAAAUAGAGUCUCCACUAUUACAAGAGAAAUAAAAAUAGACUUGUCUUAAGUUUUCAAAAGAUUUUAUUACGAAUAAAAUUCAUGUAACUGAUGCUACGGGUUCCUUUGUGAAAAACAUAAAUACCAACUCUAAUAUUAAUAAAAUUAUUUAAAAUAAACGAUGGAAUAUGAAUUUCAACAAUUAUACGAAACAUAAACAAAUGUGAUCUAUGGCAAAUGAUUUUUUUGAAACGCAAAGGAAUACAAAGAAACAAAAUAUAGAGAAAUAGAAGCUCUAGAAGAAGAAAGAUUUAAAAAUUACGUCACUUACAGUUUUUAAUAGAAGCCCAUCAAUGUGAUCUUGUAAGAAUUGCUAAAUUUUGGAUAAAGUUAAAUAAUCAACGACUAUGAAUAAAGAUGAGAUUGUUGCAUUCUAAAAAAGAUAAUUUUUUUUAAGUUUUAAAUCAACCCAACUAUCCAAGAGUGGAUCCAGGACAGACUUUCAAGGGGAGGGGGCAUGAACUUUUUUGGGGGAGGGGCGGGGGAAAAUUUUUAAAAAUUAGGGUUAAAAUGGUGAGUUUUAAGGCACUUUUCACACAUACUUUUAAGUGCCAUAAAGACAUGAAAAACGUAUCGUUAUUAAAGUAUUCUUAUUUGUCUAAUAAAGAAAAUCGCCAAUUUUUGUUUAAAUUCUCAUUUAAAAAUGGGGGGCAUGGCCCCUGGACCCCUCUGUGGAUCCGCCCAUGCAACUAUCUCAGUUGUUCUUGGAUUUAUGUUUUUUAAUAAUUUCUAGUGAAUGAAAAAUAAUUGUGUUAAAUCGUAUUGUUAAGGUUAUGCAGCCAAGGAUAAAUAAUGUGAUAAAAUUAUCAACGGUUUUAUAACUAGCCACAAUCGCCUUCUCUGCUUUAGGUAAUAGGUUUAUGGAAAAACACCACUUUCUAAACAUAUCAUGAUCUGUGCCCCUUUGUCAAGUGACGUCUUAAAUUGUAGCAAUUAAUAAAUAUAAAUGAAAAAGAUUUGAUAAUAUUUAAGAUAUGAUUAUGAAUUUACAAUUUAAUAUUAAAUAAGAAAAACCAAUCUUUUCAAGCAGUCAUUUGUUCAAUAUGUUUAAGGAAAUGCGUUACUUAUUUACAUUGUAUUCCAACUUUUCAAGUCAAUAUGUCGUUAACAGUAGUUUUAAGUACACAACGCUGUAUUGGAUCAGAUCGUAGUUCAAGCAUUAUACUUAUUUUUUUAAACAAAAACUCGAAACUACUUACUCAUAUAGGAAUAUGGGAUAGAAGACCAACUACCAUAGUUAAUCAGGAUAACCAGAUAGUGCUAGGUGAAAAAGAGAAAAUUCAUAUAUGGGAAAACUAUAUCCAGGAGCUCUUUCAUAACGAAAGACCCAUGAGUGAAGACGACCAGCUGACUGGCGCUUCAAUCACUAAAGAGGAAAUAGAAAAGGCAAUAUUAUAUUCAAAAAACAAUAACGCACCUGGACCAGAUGAAAUCCCUUCAGAAAUACUCAAACUACUGGAUGAAAGUGGACAAAACUGGUUGCUAUCCUCAACAGUGGUUGCUCUCUACAUUUAUUCUCCUAUCCAAAAAAGUCCAUGCAAAAAGAUGUGAGGAUCACAGACUCAUUAGCCUGAUGAGUCACAUUUUAAAAAUAUUCUUGAAAAUACUACAUCAAAGAUUAUACAAAAAAUGUGAAUGGGACAUCAGUGAUUCUCAGUUUGGGUUUAGGCAAGGUUUAGGAACAAGAGAAGCCAUAGUAGCAACACAGGUGUUGGUCCAAAAUUGUUACGAUCAGAGGAAGGACGUAUUCCGGUGCUUUGUAGAUUACGAGAAAGCGUUUGAUCGUGUCUAACAUCACAAGUUAAUGCAGAUCCUCAAGAAGCUUGAUACAGACCAAAAGACAUAAGAUGCAUUGAAAACUUGUACUGGUAUCAGGCAGCACAAUUAAAAAUAGGGAAUUCUAUAUCCAAACCCAUACAUAUAAGAAGGGAUGUUCGGCAAGGAUGUGUCUUUUCCCCUCUUUUAAUGAACAUUUAUUCGGAAGCCAUAUUUCAAGAGUCUUUGGAAGAUGUAGAGAUGGGAAUCAAAGUGAAUGGAGUAUUGAUCAACAACAUACGAUAUGCUGAUGAUGCUGUCUUAGUUUGUGACAACGUAGCAGAUCUUCAACAACUUGUCACUAUAAUCGGAGAAUACAGUAAGCGAAUAGGAUUAGAGAUUAAUACCAAAAAGACCAAAUUAAUGAUCAUCUCCAGAAACUUGGAUGUAUUUGAAAACUCCACCAUAACACCACCAUACUAAGUCCAUUGAAAGAGUGAGCAAAUUUAAAUACCUGGGAACGUGGCUUUUUGAAGACUGGGCAUCGAACAGGGAAGUAAAAUGUCGCAUUGAGCAAGCUCGACAAGCUUUCGUAAAAUUCAGGAAGGUACUGACCUGCUCAGAGUUCGACCUUACACUGAGACUAAGGUUUACUAAAUGCUACGUGUGGUCGGUGCUGCUAUAUGGCAUAGAGGGCUGGACACUUAAAACGAGGGAUAUAAACAGAUUAGAAGCUUUCGAAAUGUGGCUUUAUCGCCAUAUCCUAAAGAUACCAUGGACAGCAAAAGUCACAAAUGUAGAUGUCCUUAAAAGAAUCAACCAAGAACGCCAGCUUUUCGAAAACAUCUCAAGAAAAGAAAAACGGCGUAUUUGAGUCACAUCGUGAGAAACGAAAAAUACCAGUUCCUUCAGCUUAUAAUCCAGGGUAAAAUUGAAGGCAAGACAGGAAUAGGACGCAAGAAAAUAUCCUAGCUCCGAAACAUAAGGCAAUGGACAGGGAUUAACGACAUACAAUCUCUGAUACGCAUUGCAAGAAACAGAGAGUUAAUGGAAAAUGUGAUCGCUAACAUCCAUUAGUGGAUUUGCAUUUGAAGAAGAAGAGAAGAAGACAAAGAAUAAUUUGCAAUUGUAGUAACCAACCUCUAUUGAGGAGAGAAUACUUUAAGAAGAAAUGUUCACAGAAAUAUUCAUUAAUUUUAAAUUGAUAUUACCACAAAUAGACAAAAAACAAAAAACAGGUCCAAACUACUAAUAGAAAAACCUUACAGUGAAGAUGUAAAUUCUUUAGCAUAUCUCAUCUGCACAAGAUACUUAUGGUACUUGAGACAUCUUUUGUACUUUACUAGACUAUUGGAUACUAGAUAAUUCCACGAAUAAACAAAAAACUGGUCCAAACUCCUAAUAGAAAAACCUUACAGAGAAGAUGAAAAUUCUUUAGCAUAUCUCAUCUGCACAAGAUAUUUAUGGUACUUGAGACAUAUUUUGUACUUUACUAGACUAUUCUGCCUUUAUUCACAAACACAAAUAAUACAGUUCUGAAGUUCUAGUUAGAUAUACCUACUAAAUCAGAGUAAAAUAAAAGUUCAAUAACAAACUAAACAUACUUCAAACGAAAUUCGUUUUAAAAUUUUGAUUAGCUAGUUUUAUAAAUUAAACAAACUAUGAUAGUCUCAUAAUAAUUAUUUAAACAUUUACAAUUCAUUUAGCUAUAAAUAUUGUCAAUUACAUACAUUUUUACUGGUAGAUUUUACCCAAUUCAAAUCUGAUCCCAUACAGAAUGUGGUAAUAGCAUUUCCAAAAGAAUGUUUAUGUGGUGAAUAAGAAAAACAUUCAAUAGUUAAUAUGAUUUUGAACACAAAAAUUUAAUUUUACAUUCAUUAUCUUUACUAAUAACUAGCAAAUAGAAAAUACAAAAUGCUAGGGACAUGUAACAAUGACAUUGAUUUCCAGUCAAUGUUUAAAUUUAUUCAUCACAUAACUAAAUAAAAUAGAAUAAACUAAUGUUGAGUAUUGCAUAACGAGCUAUUAUAUUUUGAAAAUAGAUAGUUUGCGCAUAAGUGUAUUAGUUAUAAACAUAAAUAACUUGUCCAACGUGUCUUAAAUUAGAAAUAAAAGUUCUAAAAUACGGUAAGUUUUAGAACCUUAAUAAGGUUAUAGUACUUACAGAGCAAUAUUCAACAUUACUUUUGAGCGUUUGACAACUAAGACAUUACAAUAAAAGUUGUAGAGCUUAUUUUAUCAGACUUACGGUCGACUUUUAUUGUUUUUUCUACUGAAUCAACUGUGUCAACCACCUUCUGGCUUAACUGGUUUCGGUGGUAACAUCAGUACUAGAAAGCUGCUAAUAGUUUAUCAAAUAUAGCAGCAGUGAACCGCCAGUGUUUGAAUGAAAACAAAAAAGUUCUAUUAUUAUCUUUUAUUGAGAGAAACCAAGUAGACUAAAGAAAACGACGAUUUUUUCUUUCAUUUGUGAUUUAUACAUAUAUGGUGUAUGUAACACUUGAAUGUAUUGUUACCUUAUUAAAUAAAAAAGCCGAAUUUUUUAACCAAAAAUAUAUAUAUUUCUAUUCGCCGAAUAAAUAUAUUUCAGUAUUUAUAUUUUUCAUUAAGUACACGAUGUGUUUUUCGUUGUGAUAAUAAGUAUACUUGGUUUAUUUGACUAGAGUAUAAUAAAAUGUAUUAAUAGACUUAGUAAUAGUCCAGAUGCUGGCUUAUCGAUGAACCUGGGGACUGUCAGAAAAGGAUCCCCUGACCUUAGCCUUAGUAGUCCUGUAUUGACCAGGGAAUGCAUAUCUUUAUAUUAAAAUAAUGAAGUCUGUAGGAGUAAAUAAACUUAGUUCUAUGUAAAAUGUGUGGAAAUUGUUGGUCUAGAGUUUUAAGUACAAUUGAACAAUAUAUUGGGUACCGCAAGACCUUUUCCCGGGUCUGUUAUAUUGUUGAUACUAGUCAGAUUAAUCGUAUUAAAUACCCACCCCACCAUCUUGCCCCUCUCUUAUUCUGAAAGAAGCAUUCCAUACAAAGAUUGUAUUUUACCUGACAACGUACUUAGAUUUAAAAAAAAAACAUUGUAUAGGGUCCAAAAGAUGGGAAAAUAAAUAUGUAUUACAUG